Messenger RNA from Arctia plantaginis, 981 nucleotides. Lineage: Eukaryota; Metazoa; Arthropoda; Insecta; Lepidoptera; Erebidae. The record is from the annotation of a GenBank genome assembly.
AUGACCCUCCACAAGAUAUUGUUUACUAUUUUUGCCCUGUUUAUAGUUUCAAAAUAUUAUAUGCGUACAACACCUAUCUCGGUCAAGCUUCCGGAGCCGCAGUUCAGUCUUCUUGGCCCUUACAACACGACAGAAGUAAUUGUCGAAGAUAACUACGAACAGUUGAUCGACAUUAACAAUUUUACUUUCAUUCAUAAUCCACAACCAUGCAAAAAUUAUACUGCAGGCUUACUACUAAUGGUAAUAGUCUCUUCGAAUCCACAUCAUGCUGAAAAACGACAAAUUAUUCGAAGCACAUGGGGUCGAAACUUUGACUCCACGAAAGUCGUGUUCUUGAUCGGUGAAACUAAGAAUAAUACCACAGUAUCAAAACUAGUACAUAAGGAAAUUACGGAGCAUGGAGACAUAGUAUAUGGAAAUUUUAAAGAUGCUUAUAGGAAUUUGACCUAUAAGCAUGUUAUGGGCUUAAAAUGGGUAAAACAUCAUUGCCCUGCAGCAAGAUAUGUUUUGAAAACUGAUGAUGAUGUUCUCGUCAACUCAGGGGAGAUGAGACAUUUUUUGGCUAGGGAACUGUCACCGUGGGGAGCGAAAGAUUUGAUAAUGUGUCAAGUGCUUAAAAAUGCCAAGGCUCAGAGAUCAUCAAAAUCAAAAUGGAAGGUGACGACUCAUGAAUAUUCAAAACAAUUUUAUCCAACAUAUUGUGCAGGCUGGGCUAUACUCUACUCACAAGAUGUGAUCCAGAGACUAUUAAUGGCUGCACAAUCAAUACCCUACUUCUGGAUAGAUGAUGUACAUAUUACUGGAAUCUGUGCAGAAAUGAUAGGUGUACCUCGCACCGCACUCUCUUCUCUAAUAUUGUCACAAUCAAGACUUAAAAUGGUGAAACUAUUUGGCCCACAAUCUACUGAACCAUUUAUAUUUGGACCACCUGAUCUCACAUCGGCGGGCGUUAAAGAGCUUUGGGAGGCAAUUCCUGAAUAG